AUGACAUCAGAAACUAGCCGGAAACCAGACAGAUUUUGCUCAUGGAACGGCAUUCUCAAAGAACUAGCCAGGGCUGCCAGCCUGGAAAUCCCUGGAUUCGGUGAAAUCAUUCUGAACGAAAGCCCACCGAACAAAACUUCUAGAAACUCACCGCCGCCAGCAUCAUCCGCUAAGCCUCGAUCGACAACAUCUUCAUCUACAACAUCUACAUUUUCGAAGAGCGAGGACUUCACCAUGCCUAUCCCUCGGAUUUCGCUUCCUCGACCUGCAGUGUUGAGAUCGCCUCUCCUCCGCACUUCCACAACAACACUCCGUCCACUUUCAACCACGAGCCCAGCGCUAGGUGCAUGGUCUGGCCGCGGGCCAGACGAACAUGCAGUGAACCGAACGGACGAGAAAGAUACGCAGUCAAAGCCAGCACACCAGGGAAUGAGAGAGAAGGACGAAGGUGACAGCCAGGCUCUUGGGAUCUCUGAGAAAGGCGGCAAAGACAACAAGAAGGCGGAGCAGGACAAGCAAGAGGCACCAACGCCAGUGAUUGGUAUGAAUGAUGAACGGGGUGGGAAGGGUCGUUAG
Endocarpon pusillum Z07020 is the source of this 576-nucleotide messenger RNA. RefSeq lists its product as uncharacterized. The record is from RefSeq and is a predicted model, not a curated record. The transcript has a single exon. Lineage: Eukaryota; Fungi; Ascomycota; Eurotiomycetes; Verrucariales; Verrucariaceae. Bases 1 to 576 code for a protein of 191 amino acids.